AUGACUGGAGGAGUUGGGGCUGCAUUUUGCAGUGCCUGGAGUGAGACUUGUGUGCGUGUUUUUGUGACAGUGCAGGUCUCUGGGUGGACUUCAGCUGUAAGGGUGCUCCCCUCCCCAGGUGUGUGUUUGACCGCGACAGUCGUCCUGAGCACAAGGUAGACUUUUCUCAGAAUGCAGAUGGCGUGAGCAGUCAGGGGAAAAGUUUCUAACAGCUCACGUCUGAGCCUUGGCUAAUUCAGUCAGUCCGCUCUGCACAGUCUGACUCAGUCAGGGGAGAAACAGCAGCAGCCGGAGCAGCUGAGAGGGACUCCUACUUGAGCUUGUCUCAGACUUGGAUUUCUGUUGUUGAUCGAUUACCUGUCAGUGGACUGGAGACUCAAGCCGUGCAUCCCCAGUCAACAGACCUGAAGGAUUCAACAAGGCUGUCUGUGUAGAAGAUUGAAGCUGCUGCAAUGGAUGACCAGAGCGUGUCCCAAAACAGCAGUCCUCAGCGCUGCGGAGGUCAGUCCAGUUCUGAGGGUCAGAGGUCAAACGUGAUCAGGUGCGGUUGGCUCAGGAAGCAAGGAGGUUUUGUGAAGACAUGGCACAGUCGCUGGUUUGUUCUCAGAGGGGAGCUGCUCUACUACUACAAAGAUGAGGAGGAGAUCAAACCCCUGGGUGUUAUUUCUUUACCUGGAAACAAAGUUUCAGAACAUCCAACCAACGGAGAUGAAGGAGGGAAAUUUCUUUUCGAGGUCAUUCCAGGAGGAGAUAGAGAGCGGAUGACAACCAACCAUGAGACCUACCUACUUAUGGCCAGCACCCAGAAUGACAUGGAGGAUUGGGUGAAGACGAUCCGGAGAGUCAUCUGGGCACCAUUUGGUGGAGGGAUCUUCGGCCAGAAACUGGAGGACACAGUGCGUUAUGAGCGCCGGUUUGGGAACAAACUUGCUCCGAUGCUGGUUGAGCAAUGUGUGGACUUCAUUCGCCAGUGGGGCCUUCAAGAAGAGGGUCUUUUCAGACUGCCUGGUCAGGCCAAUCUGGUCAAAGAGCUUCAAGAUGCCUUUGACUGCGGGGAGAAGCCCUCGUUUGAUUGUAACACAGAUGUGCAUACAGUAGCGUCUCUACUGAAGCUGUACCUCAGAGAACUACCCGAGCCUGUCAUCCCCUUCCAGAAAUAUGAAGAGUUCCUGGCCAAAGCCAAACUCCUCGGUAAAGAUGAUGAAAUGGGUAUGAAGGAACUGAAAAGGCUUGUGGAAAGUCUACCUCCAGUAAACUAUAACCUCCUCAAGUACAUUUGCAGAUUUCUUGAUGAAGUUCAGUCAUACUCAGGAGUGAAUAAAAUGAGUGUUCAGAACUUGGCGACGGUCUUUGGGCCAAAUAUCUUAAGGCCAACGAUUGAGGAUCCGGUAACAAUCAUGGAAGGAACUGUCCUGGUCCAGCAGCUCAUGGCUGUUUUGAUUGGCCACCAUGACGUGCUGUUCCCCAGAGAUGAAGACGAGCCGACAGCACUUGAACUCGCUAACAACAACAACAUUGAACCGCUGAAGGGACAAGUCCCCACAACUACCUCAGCUGUCAGCGCCCUGUCUCAGAAUACAGAGAACAACAACACGCAGCUGAUGCGGCAGUGUGUUUGGGACACCGAGUCUCAGUCGCACCGCCAACAAGUAGACAACACCAGCUCGCCACGAUCGGCGAGCCCGAGGACAGUUAUCACAGGACGCUUUGAAAUGACCCGUAGUCCGCCCCUGAUGGUGAAGAAGAACCCAGCUUUCAGUAAAGGUAGUGGCAUUGUUACUAAUGGUUCCUUCAGCUCCUCGCCCCCAGCAGAUUUUGAUAAGACCCAGAACCUGACCGCAGGUGGUAGUUUGCCCAUGCGUCGAAGUGGGGCGCUUAAAGGUCCGGGCACAAAAAUGGGCACCAGCGGUGUGACAAGUGGAGGCAGUCCUGCUGCGAAUGGGACAAGUGCUUUUCGACUGGGGAUGUCAGGGUCUGAUAUGAUCACAGGAGGUCCAACCAGCCGCAAUGGUCUUUGGGUACAAAACAGCUGUGUUGCACUUCGGGAGAACAAGACGCGUGACGUCUCCAACAACGGGGAUCAAACGACCAAUCAGAACCGCCUGUCCACGUACGACAACGUCCAACUGAACCAUCAGAACCUGCAGAACCAGAUCACCAGCAUGUGUCUGAACACCAGCUGCGAAGACAAGCAGAGCGUGGACAGCGCCACCUGGUCCACGUCCUCCUGUGAAAUCUCCCUCCCUGACAACUCCACCUCCUGCCGCUCCUCCACCACCACCUGCCCCGAGCAGGACUUCUACAGCGGACAAUACGAAGACCUGGAUGGACCAGCUCAGGAGGGAGCGCCUCUGCAGACGGGCGGAGAAACAGGAGGUGGUGGGAGGAACAGCAGCAGGGAAGGGAGCGGAGAUGGAGCAGGAGGGAGCAGUCGCGGCACCAGCAGCAGUGAUACCAGUGAAGGUUUCACCACUGGGAAUGGACCUGGGAACCACAGUGCUCUGCACAGUCUGGUGGCCAGUCUGAAACAGGAGAUGCACAAACAGAAGACAGAGUAUGAGGCCAGGAUAAAAAGCUUGGAGCAGCGCAACCUGGAGCUGGAGACGGAGAUGGUGGGCCUACACGAGGAGCUGGACCAAGAGAGGAAGAAGUACACCAUGGUGGAAAUCAAGCUGCGUAACGCUGAACGGGCCAAGGAGGAUGCUGAGCGACGAAACCAGAUGCUGCAGAAAGAGAUGGAGCAGUUUUUCUCCACGUUCAGCGACCUCACGGCGACUGGCAACAGCACAGCCACAGAAGCCCGCCGACCGGACCGAAACAAUGCCAUCUGGAUACAGUGAACGGCACACUGUGGUUCAUUUAUCCAUUUCAUGGAUGUGAAUGCUGAUGGGACUUGAGACAGGAUUAGGAUGCUGACUGGAGGAAAUCUGGGCCUGUUUUAUAUAAAAAAUAUAUAUUAAAUAAGCGUAUACAGCUAAAAAAAGGGAUACUUGCGUAAAUACAGUCAUCACCUGGAGUGAUGUCAGGCUUACAUUAUAUUUGUACAUAGCGUUAUUUAAACACCUCAUGGACACUUUCUAACCUUCUCAGAAACUGCAGCGGUGCUCACUCACACUGGGAAGUGGAAUAAAGAAAAGCUUCAUCAGUGUGUCAGUAAACUGUACAUUUUAUGUGGGGAAUGUAAAAUGUGAAAAAACAUGGAAAAAAAUAAUAAUAUCCUCAACCUUGGACCUAAAAAUAAUCAAGUGAUACUUCUCACCAAUUUUAUUAAUUUCUAAUUGCCCUAUUGUGUCAUUCUGUGUGGGCUCAUGUACAUAGGGGGAAACGAUGCAGACGACUUUAGGCAAAUGUUUGUAACUGAAUCUGUCACUUAAAUGUUCAAGAUAUUUAAGCAAAGUCGUCAUGGUGAUAUGUUUUAUAUCAGGAUUGUUUUUGUCCUUGCACUUCUAUGUUUGUCCAGUCUCCACCAGUUGGUACUGAAUGUUCUGUCAGUCAAUCUGCAAACCAUGUUAAACUGGUGAGUAUAUUGUGUAUUUGCUUGUACUUCUGUGUAGUUAUAUUUACUCAUGACCAAAAAAAAUAGAACCUUUCUGUAAAUAUUUUUUAGAUGUUGAACACACUACUUGUUAGUCUGCACUGUGGUUUUGAUUGUUGUUUAAAUGGCAUGGUAGCAGUUCAAAUGGAGGUUUUGUAGCUUUAAAAUUGCAAUUUAAGCCUGGCACAAUUGGUCAGUUGCAUACAAUGCCAGUUAGAAGUUUACGUACACUCAUCGUUGACGAGGCAUGGCAUAUUCAUUUUGGGCUUUAAUUGGUGGAUUUGAAUUAAUCCUUCCUCAUGGUGGAACAAUUAUCCAACAAACCUCAGUAAAUGUUAAAAAUUUUAACAUUUUUCUGUAGAAAACAAGCUUCUGUCAAAGCCAAAAUCGUGCUGAUGGACAUAAAACGAUGCUCCAUGUUCAACUUGCUUACAGUGGUUGCUUAUAGUGGACGGUAUAUUUCGAAGCGUUUAUGUAUAAUGUUGACAUAGUAUGAAGGAAAGUCACAAUAAAUUAAAAGUUAUACAUCCACUAGUAGAGUUUCUUGCUAGAUAAUCAUUCCACCUUUGUGACAGAACACUGUAAAAAUAUCAUUAGGGCCCGCACUUAAUAUAAGAUGUAUGCCCGUAAUGAGUGUAAACAUCUGACUGGCACUGUCAGAGAUUUAGGCAACAAAUAUUUGUCCAGAAUACAGAAUUUGAGGAGAAAAUAUACCUUUCCACUUCAAGAGAUAUGUAGCAAAUUCUUGUGGAAAUUCAAAUUUAAACUCUGAUUGAAUAAAAUGUUAAUUGUAAAAUAUGAUUGUAUAUAAACACCCAUCAGACGAUUUUCAUUCUAACCUAUAGAACAAGUGCAAAAAGUGCAUCUGGAUAAUUACCAACACAGCUGUUUUUAACUGUGAAAAAAAAAUCUGACUACAGCAAGAAUUUUGUCAGCACCGAUGACAUUAAAAGCCCGUCUGUUAGAUCUACUGGCAGAUGACGAACGCAUGAAGGUGCAUGAGGUUCAUGAGGGUUUGUGUACAAUAACUUAAUAUGCGUCAAGUGACUUUUCUAUUCACCAAGUGUAUGUAUGUAGCUUCAAACCAAACGUCUACACACAGUGUGGAUUUGCUAAUGGGUACAAGUCCGGUCGUAUGAGUCAUGAACACGCUUAACGCUUCUCCACCAGAGAUUGUUCCCCAUUUUAAACCUGCUGCUGGUCAUUGCAGGACAUCUGGAAUGUGUGCACAGAGAAAGAAAGUCCCUGGACAACCAAAUAAAGAGAGGUGACUCUAAACUCUCUUCACACAUUAUAGAAAUAAUAGGCUUUAGCCCAGCUGACGGUGCCACCUCACUCUGAAUUCCACGCAAAGAGCAGAUGAUGGACUAAGGUGAAGGCGGAUACUGAAACUCAUGCAAGACGUGAUACUUGAUGUUCAAAAGAACCUUGAAAAAACAUGACAUUAUAAAUAAAAAUGCAUUUCCUGUGA
This is a messenger RNA of Xiphophorus maculatus (southern platyfish), 5006 nucleotides long. RefSeq names its product Rho GTPase activating protein 24 (gene arhgap24). Gene Ontology annotation, cellular component: focal adhesion. The transcript is spliced from 10 exons. Gene Ontology annotation, biological process: wound healing, spreading of epidermal cells; activation of GTPase activity; signal transduction. Gene Ontology annotation, molecular function: GTPase activator activity. NCBI's taxonomy places the organism in Eukaryota, Metazoa, Chordata, Actinopteri, Cyprinodontiformes, Poeciliidae. Bases 453 to 2840 code for a protein of 795 amino acids. The record is from RefSeq and is a predicted model, not a curated record.